Molecule: messenger RNA, 327 nt
Organism: Cladophialophora psammophila CBS 110553
Lineage: Eukaryota; Fungi; Ascomycota; Eurotiomycetes; Chaetothyriales; Herpotrichiellaceae
Exons: 2
Coding region: 1-327 (108 amino acids)
Source: RefSeq, a predicted model, not a curated record
AUGCAAGUCGCAGCAUUCCUGUCGGAUCUCAAGUCCCUCAGUGUUUGUUCUCACGAAGCCGCCAUCGCCCUGGUGAAGCCAUCUUUGAUCACGACAGCCGAUGACACAAAUCAAUCGCCAGCCAAGGCCGAGGAGACACCUGGGCGACCAUUACAGCCUUCGACAUCAGAACACCAUGAUCAGGACCUUCAACGCGCGAACGAACUGGUCUCACUCUACUACGACGUCAAGUUGAAAUAUCUUGAGACAGGGCCUGAUCCAGACCUUGUCCAGGCGGGAAAGCAUGUCGACCAGAUCAUAGCUGCUUUGUCCAGGUCAAAGCGAUAG